AUGUCGGGUAAACAAGGAACAAUGACGAGGGUUGAGAUGCAAGGAUGCUUCGUGUGUGAACACGUUCGACGUUCUCCGGAAAAUUUCAGGCCGAUAAGACUUGAAGUAUACGUGGCCAUGCUUGAGCACGCUCCACAGGAAAGAGAGUUUGAUGAAGCCGCGGAUAAACAUCGUCUGGUCCGACAACAGUGGAUGGUUUCUUUGCAUUUCUUCAACACGGAAAACGGAUUGGCCGCUGUGACAGGGCGAAAUCGAGAAGCCAUACCGGUAUGUGUUGAGGCGGGGCUGGAGGGAUUCGUCGAUGAGGACGACUGA
This is a messenger RNA of Plenodomus lingam JN3, 315 nucleotides long. Lineage: Eukaryota; Fungi; Ascomycota; Dothideomycetes; Pleosporales; Leptosphaeriaceae. The record is from RefSeq and is a predicted model, not a curated record.